This is a messenger RNA of Dicrocoelium dendriticum, 267 nucleotides long. NCBI's taxonomy places the organism in Eukaryota, Metazoa, Platyhelminthes, Trematoda, Plagiorchiida, Dicrocoeliidae. The record is from the annotation of a GenBank genome assembly.
ACGGCAGAGUUUAACAUUCCCCCUGAUCAUCCCGAUGCACACCGCUGCUCUGGAGGUGGAUUCGGGCCGGUUGACAAAAAUGGCUACGGAGUUUCGUACAUAUUUUCCUCUGAGAUUGCUUUGAGCUUCCACGUUUCGUCCAGCUUUGAUUGUGCGAAGACGUCCUCCGAUCGUUUUGCCGGCAACAUUAUGGACUCCAUGCGCCGGAUUCGUGUUCUGCUCGAGUCUGCCCCACGAGAAUCAUUCGGCAACGCCCGAGAAUCCUGA